GCAAGUAUUCGUAAAACUUCACUUGUAUUUGGAAUUGAACCAAAGCAGUUUUGUGAUUGGCGUUCAAAAAAAAAUGAGUUGAUGCUUACACAUUCACAUAUCCGCCGGCUAAAUACUGGCCCUCGCCCAAAGUAUCCUGAACUAGAAGUUGAAUUAAAUAAUUGGAUACGCGCAUUGCGAGCUAAACUUAAAGUAGUUACAUGCAAUAUGGUCCAAGUUAAAGCAAAAACUUUGGCAUGA
This is a messenger RNA of Cetraspora pellucida, 240 nucleotides long. Lineage: Eukaryota; Fungi; Glomeromycota; Glomeromycetes; Diversisporales; Gigasporaceae. The record is from the annotation of a GenBank genome assembly.